Molecule: messenger RNA, 453 nt
Organism: Dibothriocephalus latus
Lineage: Eukaryota; Metazoa; Platyhelminthes; Cestoda; Diphyllobothriidea; Diphyllobothriidae
Source: the annotation of a GenBank genome assembly
AUGAGUGGCAUCGUGACUGGUGGUACGGACACUCACCUUUUCUUGGUUGACUUUCGACCGAUCAAAUUAGACGGUGUUAGAGUCUAUACUGUGCUGGACCAGUUAGGUGUUACGGUGAACAAAAAUACAGUGCCCGGUGAUAUCAAUGCCAUGCGCCCGAGCGGAAUUCGUCUGGGUACUCCGGCCUUGACUUCGCGCGGCUUCCAGCUGGAGGACAUAGACCGUGUCGCAGACUUUGUACAUCGUGGAAUACAGCUGGCCCAGGAGAUUUCAAGACGCGCCGCUACCACUAAUAUUAAGGACUUUGAGGUGAGUCAGGUCCCUUCCCCCUCCCCGCGUACGCGUGGUGCGAGAAACUCAAUUUUGGCCGAUAUCGAACGUCGAAGUUACAUCGAACAUCUGCCCCCCCCCACUCCUAAAAGAGUAUAUGCAAAUCGGAUGAGUUGCUGCUGA